AUCCCGGACGCGGAGGGGGUAGGACGGCCAGAGCAGGGAGGGGAGUGGGGCGCGGGCGCGACGUCCCGUGGCGAGGCGAGAGACGCGCGAGGCUCCAGCCGCCGGCGCGCCGCGAGUGUGUGUGUGAGCGUGCGUGUGUGUGUGCGACACUCAGGACUUAACUACUGCAGCCCUACCGCCCUGCCCCGUUACACAGGCUUGCCGCGCUGGUCUCCGAUUCAACGCGCGUCCGACAACGCCGAGCAGGAGAAGCAGAAGGAAGCAGCAGCCGAGGCGGGCCAAGGGCGUCGCCAAGGCUGCCCUGCGCGGGGCCCUUAGUCCGGGACGGCGCCGCCAUGCCUCCGGGGUCCCCGGGACGGCGGCGACGGCGGGGCCCGGGCCCCUGACGGCCCCUGCCGGGCCCCCUCGCCCCGGACGGCGCCCGUGACGGCCGCGCUGGGCCCAUGGCAGCCGCCCCGGCCGCCGCAGCAGCCCGGUGUGCAGCGGCAGGCCGGGCGGCAGGCCCUGCGCCGUGGCUGCUGCUGCUGCUCGUCGCCCUCCUGGCCGUGGUCGGGCGCUGCCGCGCGGGGGCGCCACCCGCACCGCCCGCACCGCCGCAGACCGACAUGGUGGUGUUCGUCAAGGAGCAGUGCGACCAGCCGUCCCUGGACAUGGCCGCGCUGCGCCGGCUGGUCGAGGAGCGCGCCCGGGGCCAGCAGCUGCGCGUCAAGUUCGUGCCGAGAGCAGAGCUGUGCGGCGAGCAGGAACUGUCCGCGCUGCUGUCCGCGCUGUCCGCCGGCUCGACGCGCGCCGUGGUGGGCUCCUUCGAGGCGGCCGUCUGCGGCGUCCUCGACCUGCUCGCCAACAUGCAUCGCACCAAGAUGAUCAUCACCUGGGGCUGCCCACAGCAGGAGCUGCUGGCCGGCGUGGGGGACGCGGCCCGCCCCGGGUCCCCUCCCGGGUCCAGGGGCCCCGGCGUGGCCAGGCUGCUGCCGCCGCUCGCCGCCACGGUGCAGGGCGCCGUGCGCGUCGUCACCCACUACCGCCUGAGGACGGCGGCCAUCAUCAGCAGCGGCUCCGGGUGGUGGCAGUUGGCGGCUCAGGCCCUUGACCUGGCCCUCCAGGCCGCCGAUGUCGAGGUGCGCCACCGCGUGAUGAUCCCCACGGACCAGGACGCCGACGACAGCCUCCAGGACGCCUUGCGGCCGCUGCUGGCAGACCCCGUGCGAGUGGUGGUGCUGUGCGUGCCGAUGCGCACGUCGCUGUGGGCGCGCGUGGUGGGCGCCGCCGACAGGCUGGCCCUGGUCGGGCUGCCCUCCACGGCGCUGCUCGCGCUGCACCCGACCUCGGCGACGCCCUUCAUGGCGCACGACCCGGCCUCGCGGCCCGCGCCGGCGGCCCCUCCAACCUCGCCGCCCAACGCGCCGGCAGCGCCGUCGCCCGCACCACCAGCGGCAGCCCCGGCCUCCAGACUACCCUUGCGAAACGACACGGCCUCUACACCACCCAUCGUGACGUCCGCGACGCAACCCGGCUCCAGGACGACGCCGUCGGCAAGGACCGCGACGGCGGCGGGGCCUUCGACGGCAAGCGCGAGGACCACGACGCCCGCGUCUGCUUCCGUGCCGGCGUACGUCAUCACACACCGCCCGACCGGGUCGGGGCGCGGCAGGUCCGGCUCGCUGCUGCCGAUGUUCCUGCCGAGCGCGUCGUGGCGCCCCGAGACCCAGUCCGGGAUGCUGGUCCUCACCGCGCUGGACCCGGACCUGAGGGCGGAGGACGCGUUCCUGCACUCUGAGGGCUGCCCCGAGCGCGACCUGGCGUGCCCGCGGCUGGAGGAGCACCUGGAGCUGUGGCACUACCUGCAGCGCAGCUGGGACCUGCUGGCAGGGCCCCCGGCCGCGCCCGCGCCCGCGCCGCGCCUCAACCGCAGCUCGACCUGGGAGGCCACGCUCGUGCUGCUGGACUGGGUGCUGGGGCCGGCGGGGCCCGGGGCCCUCGACGGCGCCUCGGCGGAGGGCGGCGCGCGCUGGCGGCCCCUGCUCGAGGUGCGCGUCGGCGGGGGCGCCGUGUCCAGGAACGCGUCCAAGACCAGCGUGCGCGCGCUCACGCCCCGCGCCUGGCCGCGCUGGAAGAACAUCCUGAGCGCGGGCACGGCGCUGCACACGAUCGAAGGCGCCUGCGACGCAGACGAUGACGAUGGCAUUGGCUGUGAAGACGACUCGAACUUAUUCAGCGGGGGCGUGCAGUUGGCGGUGCUGGUCGCCGCCAUCGCGUUUGUCCUGCUCGUUGUUCUGGUGAUGGCUACCGUCAUCAGGCAACAGCUGCUGCGGAAGAGAAUGUCCAAGGGACCUUGCAAGAUUCUCCUCACUCCUAGCGACCUGGUGUUUCCUCAGCUGCCCGACGCGCGAAGAGUGGACGAGGGCAUGGAGGCCAUGCUGUGCUGCUGGCUGCAGCAGCUGCAGGAGUUUGGCGGCCCAGAGGUGGACAAGCCCGACCUGUUGAAAGGGUCCGUGGGCUCGCUCAAGUCCCUGCACCCGCCACCAGGCCAAGGCAAGAGCCCCGGGUCAUCGGGGUCGCUCGCCAGGGCCACGAACAACAUCAUCGUGGACCCCAAAGCACGCUACAAUGGAGACUUGGUCCACCUCAAGGAGCUCCCCACCUCGGGCACCUUCGAGCUCAAGACCAAGGCCAUGGACAUCCUACUGACGCUCCACGGCCUGCGGCACGAGAACCUGAACCCGCUGCUGGGCUGCCUGCUGGACUCGGUGCGGCCCUCGCUCGUCAUGGAGUGGUGCAGCCGCGGGUCGCUGGAGGACGUGCUGGUGCAGGACGAGAUCAAGCUGGACUGGUCCUUCCGCCUGUCGCUGCUCACGGACCUGGUCCGCGGCAUGAAGUACCUGCACUCGACGCCGGUGCGCGUCCACGGCCGCCUCACGUCGCGCAACUGCGUCAUCGACGCUCGCUGGGUGCUCAAGGUGACCGACUACGGGCUGCCGAGCUUCUACGAGACGCAGGGCAUGGUGCCGGCGCCGCAGACUGCGAGAGACCUGCUCUGGACGGCGCCGGAGCUGCUCCGGGACGAGAACCUCCGCCGGCGGGGGACGCAGCCCGGGGACGUGUACUCGUUCAGCAUCGUGAUGCAGGAGGUGGUGCUGCGCGGGGAGCCGUUCUGCAUCCUGCAGCUCAAGCCGGAGGAGAUCAUCGAGAAGCUGAAGCGACCGCCGCCACUGAUCCGGCCGUCGGUGAGCAAGGGGGCGGCGCCCCCGGAGGCCAUCAACAUCAUGCGCCAGUGCUGGGCCGAGCUGCCCGACUCGCGGCCAGACUUCAACGCCGUGCACGACCAGUUCAAAACGCUGAACCACGGGAGGAAGGUCAACUUCGUCGACACCAUGUUCCAGCUCCUCGAGAAGUACAGCAACAACCUGGAGGAGCUGAUUCGCGAGCGGACCGAGCAGCUGGACUGCGAGAAGAAGAAGACUGAGCAGCUUCUCAACAGGAUGUUGCCGAGUUACAAGUACACCGUUUAUGCCUCCUUUUGA
Messenger RNA from Frankliniella occidentalis (western flower thrips), 3521 nucleotides. RefSeq lists its product as uncharacterized. Gene Ontology annotation, molecular function: guanylate cyclase activity; peptide receptor activity; protein kinase activity. The record is from RefSeq and is a predicted model, not a curated record. The coding region runs from base 444 to 3521 and encodes 1025 amino acids. The transcript has 17 exons. Gene Ontology annotation, biological process: cGMP biosynthetic process; receptor guanylyl cyclase signaling pathway; protein phosphorylation. Lineage: Eukaryota; Metazoa; Arthropoda; Insecta; Thysanoptera; Thripidae.